Mesitornis unicolor (brown roatelo) is the source of this 1089-nucleotide messenger RNA. RefSeq names its product poly(rC) binding protein 3 (gene PCBP3). Gene Ontology annotation, cellular component: nucleus; cytoplasm. The record is from RefSeq and is a predicted model, not a curated record. Gene Ontology annotation, biological process: regulation of gene expression; regulation of RNA metabolic process. NCBI's taxonomy places the organism in Eukaryota, Metazoa, Chordata, Aves, Mesitornithiformes, Mesitornithidae. The transcript is spliced from 14 exons. Gene Ontology annotation, molecular function: mRNA binding. The coding region runs from base 1 to 1089 and encodes 362 amino acids.
AUGCCCUUUUCUGGUGCAACCGGACCCUCCGAGGAUACACUCUGGAGCUCAAGGCCAGCCUGCAGGGAAAUGGAGUCGAAGGUCUCCGAAGGCGGCCUGAACGUCACCCUCACCAUCCGACUGCUGAUGCACGGCAAGGAAGUCGGAAGCAUCAUUGGGAAGAAAGGAGAGACCGUGAAGAAGAUGCGUGAGGAGAGCGGGGCAAGGAUCAACAUCUCAGAGGGAAACUGCCCCGAGAGAAUCGUGACCAUCACUGGACCCACCGAUGCCAUCUUCAAGGCUUUCGCCAUGAUCGCCUACAAAUUUGAGGAGGACAUAACCAACUCAAUGAGCAACAGCACUGCUACCAGCAAGCCUCCGGUGACACUGAGACUGGUUGUGCCAGCCAGUCAGUGUGGCUCGCUGAUUGGCAAAGGAGGCUCCAAGAUCAAGGAAAUCAGGGAGUCAACAGGUGCUCAGGUUCAAGUGGCGGGGGACAUGCUGCCCAACUCCACGGAGCGGGCGGUGACAAUCUCGGGGACACCCGACGCAAUUAUCCAGUGUGUCAAACAGAUCUGUGUGGUGAUGCUGGAGUCCCCACCAAAAGGUGCCACCAUUCCCUACCGCCCAAAGCCCGCCUCCACCCCUGUCAUUUUUGCAGGUGGUCAGGCCUAUACAAUUCAGGGACAAUAUGCUAUUCCACACCCGGAUCAGUUGACCAAGCUCCACCAGUUGGCUAUGCAGCAAACCCCCUUUACUCCCCUUGGACAGACCACCCCCGCUUUCCCUGGAGAAAAGCUGCCCUUACAUUCCUCCGAAGAAGCUCAAAAUCUGAUGGGCCAAUCAUCAGGUUUGGAUGCCAGUCCCCCGGCCAGUACUCAUGAACUCACCAUUCCCAAUGAUCUAAUAGGCUGCAUAAUUGGACGCCAAGGGACCAAAAUCAAUGAAAUUCGGCAGAUGUCGGGAGCGCAGAUCAAAAUCGCCAACGCCACGGAAGGGUCAUCAGAGCGCCAAAUUACCAUCACAGGAACCCCAGCAAACAUCAGCCUCGCGCAGUACCUCAUCAACGCCAGGCUGACGUCUGAGGUCACUGGAAUGGGCGCACUCUAA